CACUCUCCCUGAGCUAAUCGAAUUAUAUUCGUUACAGUUUGCAGUGCUGCUGUCUCCUGGAACUUGCAAUGCUUUUCCCUGAAGUUGCUGAAGAUGGGAAGCGCUCAGGACCAGACCCGAGUGGCUGUCCGCUUACCAUCCAACCGCUACAGCAGACAAAUAAACUACAACCCCCAAGAAGCUUAGUUCUUACGAGGGGCGGGGUGGCGCAUGCUUAGUCGCUCUUAAGGAAAUGAAGCCUAACUACUAUUCCCAGCGGGCGCCGCGCUACAGAUCACCCAAUCAGCUUUAAGUAGAAAACAUCGCGAGGUUUCGGUGAGACUUGGCUCUAUAAGCCCAGGAGAACGGGUCUCGGAAACCCUUUUUACGAAGAUGGCGCCGAAAGCUAAGAAGGAAGCCCCUGCCCCUCCCAAAGCCGAAGCCAAAGCAAAGGCUUUGAAGGCAAAGAAAGCAGUGUUGAAAGGCGUCCACAGCCACAAAAAAAAGAAGAUACGCACGUCACCCACUUUCCGACGGCCAAAGACACUAAGGCUCCGGAGGCAGCCUAAAUACCCUCGGAAGAGCGCACCCAGGAGAAACAAGCUUGACCACUAUGCCAUCAUCAAAUUCCCCCUGACGACCGAGUCAGCCAUGAAGAAGAUAGAAGACAACAAUACGCUGGUGUUCAUUGUGGACGUCAAGGCCAACAAGCACCAGAUCAAACAGGCUGUGAAGAAGCUCUAUGACAUCGACGUGGCCAAGGUCAACACCCUCAUCAGGCCUGAUGGCGAGAAGAAGGCAUAUGUUCGACUGGCUCCUGACUAUGAUGCUUUGGAUGUUGCCAACAAAGUAAGCUUUCUUUGCCACAAAACUCCUCUCAACACCCCACCCCCUGGGUGCAAAUGAUGUGUCUUAUUUGCGACCAAAGCCUGACUUUUGCUGAUUAGUCUUAACUGACUGACUGCACCCCGCUCUCCUUAAUAAGCCCUACCCUAUGCCCACAUUUUGCUUUUUAAUCAUGACAUUCUAGCUUAAUCUUCACAUUUCAACUUCCAGUAACAAAAUCCCCUUUUGUUUUUCAGAUUGGAAUCAUCUAAACUGAGUCCAGCUGCCUAAUUCUAAAUAUAAAAAUUUUACACUGUAUUGUUUC
Molecule: messenger RNA, 1129 nt
Organism: Myotis daubentonii (Daubenton's bat)
Lineage: Eukaryota; Metazoa; Chordata; Mammalia; Chiroptera; Vespertilionidae
Gene: RPL23A
Product: ribosomal protein L23a
Biological process (GO): translation
Cellular component (GO): ribosome
Molecular function (GO): rRNA binding; structural constituent of ribosome
Source: RefSeq, a predicted model, not a curated record